Penicillium egyptiacum is the source of this 1617-nucleotide messenger RNA. The record is from the annotation of a GenBank genome assembly. Lineage: Eukaryota; Fungi; Ascomycota; Eurotiomycetes; Eurotiales; Aspergillaceae.
AUGCCCCCGGGAGGUUUGUUGAAUAUGCACCGAGUACACCGAGAAGAUGCGGCUCUGACGAUCCCAGGCCCGGCUUGUAUAACAUGCCGUGAAAAGUGUCGCAAGUGCGACCGCACAAAACCCGUUUGUCAAAGAUGCAUCACCAAAGGCCUUGAGUGCAAAGGAUAUCCGGACAAGUUCCGUUUUACCGGGCUAGCAACCCGGGGCAAGUGGAAGAACAGGGCGAUCCCUACUGUGAGCCGUGACCAUGCCGUCCGGACUCAGCCGGGCCCCGGAACUGAUCAGCAACAUCUAAGUGCUUCGCCCUCGUGUGAGGAUCGGAGUAUUGAACCGCUGCCUAUUCACGACCGUCUCUUCUCACAGUCAGAAGGGCGAGCCGUCCAGUUGGACGAUUUAUUACUGCUAGAACGGACGGAGCUGUUGUUGGCACAUUAUGACCAGGUGAUAUGUCCACAUCAAAUCGCUCUUCCAGCUGGCGCAGACAACCCAUAUCAAGUUUAUAUUCUGCCGCUAGCAUACGAACAAAUUGGCCUACUUUAUGCAGUUCUAGGUCUUACCGCAUGCCAUAUGGGAAUAGAAAAACAAGAUGCUUAUCUGCGAGAGACACUGGCCGUUGAAUAUCGAGUCAGAGCUAUACGCUGUCUUGGAGAAACUCUCCGAAACGGGAUAUCCGGCGAGCUGGAUGAAAAUGAACGUGAUGGGAUUUUCGUUAUCAUUCAGAUACUGUUACUCCAGGAUAUUUUCGAAUCGGGCAUCUCAACACACGGAGUUCAUAUCACGGGUGCCCUAUCGAUUUGCAACCAGUUGCGCUUGUCUGACACCCUAUCCAGGGAGAAUGAAAGAACUAUAUUCUUCUUAGGAAAUCUAGCAUGGCAAGUUCUCUCAUCUCAUUUCCAGUUUCUCCUAUUCCUGACGCAUAUGCAUCCUAUCAGGCUGGACAUCAUCCGCUCACUCGCAGACCCACAACGACUAUGCUUUUCCCCUGAGCUUCGCGCAGCCGUAUCCACUUUAAGCGACUUGAAAUUCGAGCGGGUCAAUGGCUGCCCACGCGAGAUAUUCUUGAUAAUAGGCAACGUAAUGGAGCAUGCCAAGGCGCAUGCGACGGGCAAGAUGGAAACGGCAGAAUACGAGCGGCUUCUCAAUGCUUGCCGCUAUGAGUUGUACUCCUGGAGUUUGAAGCCUGACAGAUAUCCAAACGACGAUCCCCGCUGGCCUGCAGUUGCCGAGACAUUCCGUCACGCAUGCAUACUACAUACAUCUCGCUUGCUGGAUAUGACUCAAUCCGCCGAAGCGCCAAUAAUACAGAAUUCGGUGACAGCAAUCUUGGACUCACUAGCGGAAAUCCCUGCAGACUGUCGCCUGAUCGAGUUGGUGGUCAUGCCGAUUUUUAUGGCUGGGGCUGAUGCCUUGUCCCCGUAUGCUCGGCAUUAUGUCCUUCUGCGGUUCGACCACAUCAAAUCUCAUGGUGGGGUCACUAGCGAAAUGUCGGUUUCUCUACUUAAAUCUGUUUGGGAUGCUCGAGGUAGACAGGCCAAACAUGACAGUAGCAAUAUUCCAUGGGUGUGGUUUACUCGCCACUCGGGAUCGGAGCGGCAACAUGACUAUCUUAUUAUAUAA